Aspergillus caelatus is the source of this 1346-nucleotide messenger RNA. RefSeq lists its product as uncharacterized. The record is from RefSeq and is a predicted model, not a curated record. The transcript is spliced from 2 exons. The coding region runs from base 491 to 1243 and encodes 250 amino acids. Lineage: Eukaryota; Fungi; Ascomycota; Eurotiomycetes; Eurotiales; Aspergillaceae.
GCGCAUUCGAAGCACCAAUCAAGACGCUCCAUCUAAUAUACUUUCUGUUGGCGGCUUCUGCGCUGAUCUCACUCGAUGAUGUUUAUAGAUACUACAAUUCGAGUUUCGAAUACUGGAUGGUUGCCUGUAUGACUUGUGCAUAUGGUUACACCGAGGACAAACAUGAGCAUAACAUUAUAUAUGAGCGCCUUCGACUUUGCCUGAUCCUCAAUUCCUCUUAGCAUCUGUCUUGAUACCCUCUCCACUCAACGUGAAUGUCGAUUGUCUAGGGCUGGUCUUUUCUGUUUCCCCCUUCCCCCUUCCCCCCUCUUCUCCUCGAACGACUUUGAUAGUCACGAAGAAACUCCUCGACCUACCCUACUGCCUACCAACUGGCCCUUGAAUAGCCUGUUCUAUCCCUUCGACUCCUGUUCAACUACCAUCCACACAAUUCUAUCUCGCCCCUAUACAUUAAUACUAUUGUGGCCGCUGGCUGGCUAAAGCAUCCAGAAUGCGUUCAUCAUUUGUUUUCAUUGCCUGUCUAACAACAUACUCGUUUGCGGCACCGGCAUUCUUCGACAAUGCAUACACGUUCUCAAACGACCUAUCGGAGUACCUGGGGAGAGUGAGCAAGCAUAUUGAGCACUCCAAGGACAUACUCAACUCUGCCACGUGCGAUACUGCUAGCAUUGAACUGCCGACACAAGCGUCCGGGUUACCCUCUCCGUCAGACCAGAAGCUUUUAUACGUCGCACUUGGGCGCGGUACACAGAACUAUACCUGCGCGACACCAUCUUCAAACUCGACACCUGUAGCUGUUGGCGCUGUUGCAAACCUCUACAAUGCUACUUGCAUCGCAGGAAGGUUCUCGGAUAUGCUUAACAUGCUCCCGAAUAUUGCAUACAGGAUCCCCUUGCCAACCGGUGAAUCAGAUCGCCUUCCACCGGCAAACCUUGAUCUCAUGGGCCACCAUUACUUUGAUGGUUCAACACCCGUGUUUAACCUCGACACCACGGAAACACACCAGUAUGGCAUUGCACGAACAAAGAAAGAGGCGCAGGUUGAUGCGCCUUCGAAUGCUAUCCAAGGGAACAACGGGGCCGUUGCUUGGCUCUAUCUCUCAACCACGAGUGGCACGGUAGGGGACUAUUCCGGCGUAUACCGGGUUGACACUGCUGCGGGAUCACCGCCGAAGACAUGUAAGGACAUGCCAUUGGAGUUUACUGUUCAAUAUGCUGCAAAUUACUACUUUUAUGGAAAAUAACGGUGAUUGUUGGGACUCGAUGAUGUACAUAAUUGAGGGUUGGAAUAUUGUAUGAUUUGCCAUGACCUAGUCGCGGAAUUAUAAGUCAGAAAUAUACGUAUGA